GGACUUUGCCAACGUCACUCGAAGCAGAUGGCGGUGGUGGCGGUGGCGGGGAGCGGAUAGCUGCUGCUGCACUGGCCGGCGGUGAGGAGGGGUUAACGGGGGACUCUCCGACGAGACACGGUGGACUAAAGUUAAUAACUUCAAACAAACCCGGAGCUUGAUUUAAGCGCAUUUAAAAGGACAUGACUGAUUCAUCUGCUGCGUUAAAAGGCUCAUAUUCUCCCGCUGCGUUCCCGAAGGCCUGAGGAUUUGAGUGAUUAUUGGAUCCAGAGUUUCAGCCAACACACAGACAAGCCCUUUAAAUGACGGAUAAAUGCUCGGAAGUCUAUUCUCUAAGAGCUGUUUCUUCUGUUCCCGAUCUGAACUGCCAAAACGGGUUCGUUUAGGACGAAUUCGGACAUUGAAACUACGGUUAAAAGGAGGGUUUACCUCAGUUAGCUCUGCGGCUAAAAACUCGCUCAUCCACAAUGAAUCAAUAUUAGCCGUUAGCAGCAAGCAUACACGGCUAAUUUAAAGGAAUAAAUCCGUAUUCGAUGAUCUCGGAUCGAUAUUUUGAAUUGAUAUGCUGUCAGUCCCGUGUCUUACAUCCGGUUGUAUCGAUUACUUGGCUGCUAAAGCCUGAGAUCUUCUGUAGCACUGUCUAAAUCCAUGCAGUCAUAGGAACGGGUACUGACAGUAAAGUCUCUUGAAUCUCGAACAGUCAGAUAGUACAGCAGUAAACGCUGACUCUUUAUUUCAUGGACCUACAUUUAGGUUGAGUUCAUUCAUUGGAUCCAUUGAUUCAUAUUUGAUGACAGGAGUAGCCCAGGUGUGAGUUUCGCUGGUGUUGGUCACAGAGUAACACACAUGAGCAGGUAGAGUGAUUGUGUGUAUGUGUCAUCAUGGGGAAUACAGUGUCCUGCUGCGUGUCCCCCAGUGGAAGUCCAAAACUGCCCCGACAGUUGGAGCGUCUAGAGGAAUAUCAGAUCAGUACUGACCUGAGCGAUGACACCGGUCCAUAUCUGCAGCACAUCAGUGACAGAGAGGUGCCUGACGAUUUGGCAUUAGAGUCCAACCCUUCAGAUCAUGCCCAGGCCAGCACGAUUUUUCUUAGCAAGUCACAGACAGAUGUUCAGGAUAGAAGGAAAAGCAAUCACAUAAAUCACGUAAGUGGUUAUGGGUUGAUACUGAUUAUAUGCUGGAAUGUUUUUCUGUGCAUUAAAUGUUGUUUUUUUCUGCAGGUCUCUCCUGGUCUGCUCUCAAAGAAAUACAGCUCCUGCUCAACGAUAUUCAUUGAUGAUAGUACAGUUAGCCAGCCAAACCUGAAAAGCACAAUCAAAUGUGUUACAUUAGCAAUAUAUUAUCACAUUAAAAACAGGGACUCUGAUAGGUCAUUGGACAUUUUUGAUGAAAAAAUGCACCCCUUAUCUAGGGAGCAGGUUCCUGAAGAUUACUGCCACACAGACCCCGAACACAAACUCAUCUAUCGAUUCGUCCGGACGCUGUUCAGCGCGGCACAGCUUACAGCUGAGUGUGCAAUCGUCACUCUGGUAUAUUUGGAGAGGCUGUUGACUUAUGCUGAGCUGGACAUUUGCCCAUCUAACUGGAAGAGGAUUGUGUUGGGAGCAAUCCUGUUGGCCUCAAAAGUCUGGGACGAUCAGGCUGUGUGGAACGUAGACUACUGUCAGAUCCUCAAAGACAUUACUGUUGAGGACAUCUGUCUUUGUCAGCCUCUGGACUGGCGUGCUUCAAGUGCUCUCAGAGCUCCUCUACAAUGGUCCAGGCUCUCUCCCACUCCAUUUGUUACCCCUAGCGACCAAAACCCCACCACCUCUACCCAUACCCACCUCAACCUUAUGUCUGCUCUUCCCAAAACAUUUGGGAUGCUGUCUCCACAGUGACUGUCUUUGUGUCUGCACUUAGACGCAGUAGAGCAUCUCUAUGAUAGUUUGGGGGUGUAAAAGAUACAAGUAAAUUGUUUAGAGUUCACUGUAUUAUAAUAUUGUAUUUGACAGUUAUGCACAUGAACUAUGAUUUUAAGUUCAAAUAGAAAUGAAAGUGUAUGCUUAGGUGCCGUGACUGGUCUGCCUUUCGUGUUUGUUUGUUUUUUACCAUUUUCACCAUAAAUCAAUUCAUAAUAGUCUGGGAUGUGACAAAUAUUACAUGUAGUGUCUCAAAAUGUCAUAUCUUCAUAUACAAGAAUUGGAAAAAUGCUGUAUAAAUUGGUUUUCAGAUGAAGUUCAGCAUGUCACUUUGCUGUCACUGCUUGACACAUCAUGUACCCAAUAAUACCCAAUAAUGGAUUGUGUUAAAAUUCAUUAAAAAAAAAAGUACUCGUGUCAGUGAUGAUUUCAUAUUGUAAAACUAUGGUAUUUUGAUAUAUACUGUGGUACUUAUGGUACUGUAAGGUACUUCAGAGAAUACCUUUAUGGUUGUGUCCAAACACCAUGGUCUCACUAUACUUUGUUUUCCUAAAAUAAUUUUCCCGUGGUGUUUUUAUGUUAACAUGGAGCUUUUUUGUAAGGGUAACACUAAUCUGUUUCAUUUGAACAGAGAUUAUUUGCUGCAAAAUCCGAUCUGUAAUUUAGUCUUGAUUCAGCUUUUGUUGUAUUUUAACUUUUAUCAGGACCUUCUUAAAAGACACAUUGCUGACUAAUCGAAUCUCAUGAUCCAUU
Messenger RNA from Myxocyprinus asiaticus (Chinese sucker), 2654 nucleotides. RefSeq names its product cyclin-Y-like protein 1. NCBI's taxonomy places the organism in Eukaryota, Metazoa, Chordata, Actinopteri, Cypriniformes, Catostomidae. Gene Ontology annotation, molecular function: protein kinase binding; cyclin-dependent protein serine/threonine kinase activator activity. The record is from RefSeq and is a predicted model, not a curated record. The coding region runs from base 882 to 1880 and encodes 332 amino acids. Gene Ontology annotation, biological process: regulation of cyclin-dependent protein serine/threonine kinase activity; regulation of canonical Wnt signaling pathway. The transcript is spliced from 8 exons. Gene Ontology annotation, cellular component: plasma membrane.